AUGGCAAAAAGCACCAAGACCAAAGUACAAAAUUUAUCAUCAUCGACAACGAAUUUUCUCCGAUCUUCUGCAUGGUCAAUAGAUUCAUCAUCGACGACAUCUAUACCAGUUUAUUCCACCGAAAAUAAAGCCACGACAAAAGAUGAUGAUGAUGAUGAUAGCACGAAUACUACAUUAUCAACAACCAAUGUCAAUACGACUACUACAUCAAUAACAACAACUACGGUUAGUACGACUACUACAUCAGCAACGACAACUACAGUUAGUACGACUACUACAUCAAUAACAACAACUACGGUUAGUACGACUACUACAUCAGCAACAACAACUGUCAGUACUAGUACUUCAAGUGAGUGA
Rotaria sp. Silwood1 is the source of this 357-nucleotide messenger RNA. The record is from the annotation of a GenBank genome assembly. NCBI's taxonomy places the organism in Eukaryota, Metazoa, Rotifera, Eurotatoria, Philodinida, Philodinidae.